AUGGAAAUGCCGGUGGCUGUUGGUGUUUUGUGGCUGCUUCUGCUGACGGGUUCGUUGGUUGGAGCUAAUUUUGCCAGGGGAGAGGAGAAACUGGAGGCUCUUCUGGACACCGAAACGCAGCUUAUCGAUGAGUUGCGUGAUUACAUCGAACGUUUGGAGCUUCAACUCGAGGAGAUCCAAAGGGAAACCUCGGCCAUCGAGGAGAUACACAGUCAAGUUGAUAAUGUGGAGGAGUACAUGGGUAAUCCCCUGAAUGUGCUGACUAUUCUAAAGCGAUUUGAGAGUGUGUGGCCAAGAUUGGAACAGCAGGCCAAUGCCACCUAUCUGUUUGAUUUCGGAGAAGGUUACUCUGAUAGUGGUUUUACUUUGCCAACGGAAGAGGACUACGAGGAAUCCCUUACCCAACUGCUACAUCUCCAGUCGGUUUAUGAACUAGAACCCGCUAGCCUCUCAUUGGGCGUGGUCAAAGGUUUAAAGUUGGGCUCUGCCAUGUCCUGGGGCGACUGCCUGGAAGUGGCUCGCAAGUCAGACUUUUCGGUGGCUAGAUUUUGGUUGAAAACAGCUCUGGAAAAGCUGCCCUCCGCCUCCGAAAACUCCACAGAAUCGCAUAGGGAACGGGAAAGUGGUCGGUUGCAGAUUCUAGAAGCAACGCUAAACAUUGAAUACCGUGCUGGGGAACUUUCCCGAGCCUUGGCAACUGCCGAGCAGCUUCUGUUAUUGCUGCCAAUGAACCAAAAUGUUCAAAAGGCCAAGAGAAAGAUUGAAAAAGCCUUGGCCAAAAAGGAAUUGCCCAAGGGAAAGAGUCAAAAGUCGAAGAUAAAGAAACAAAAAUCCAAGUCCACGGAGCAGCUGCUAAUAGAGGAGCUUUGUCGAGAGGCUACUCAUGAAACUACUACAGGAAGUCGUUCCAACCACUGCCAUUUGGAAGGAAGUACGCCCUGGUCGCUUCUUCAACCUGCAAGGUUGGAGUUCCUGAGCUCAGAACCACAUAUAGCGCUGCAUCACAAUGUGCUGACUCCAAAGCAAGUCGAUCAGAUGCUGGAACUUAUUGAUGAGGAGGAGGGUUUGAAGGGAGUUACCUAUCAACCAUUAAAGCUAUCCAAAGUGGGGCAAAAGAAGCUGAGGAGGAUUCCCAAUCUCCUGGGCUACGAGGCAGCGUACCAGGAUCCUUGGAUGGCACGUCGCUAUGGCCACGAGCACACCACCAAGUUGGAGGAUAACGCGAAACUUAAACAUGCGGCACGUGCCAUGUUGAAUUUGCAGGCACCCGGAAUGGGCGGCGCCGUGGUUUUUCCGCAGCUGGAGCUCGGCGUGAAUGUCCCCCGAGGUUCGGUGCUCCACUGGCACACACGCUCCGCCGGAGGCGCAUCAUCCGAGUGGGACUACCGCACUGGAGUGGCAGUCUGUCCCGUGCUCCUGGGCGUCCAAAUGUCCGCGUGGACAGGACUCAAUUGACGUGAACAGCGAAACUGAUGGACUUUCAUGGUUUUUCCGAUUCGUG
Molecule: messenger RNA, 1501 nt
Organism: Drosophila elegans
Lineage: Eukaryota; Metazoa; Arthropoda; Insecta; Diptera; Drosophilidae
Product: prolyl 4-hydroxylase subunit alpha-1
Exons: 6
Coding region: 1-1455 (484 amino acids)
Cellular component (GO): endoplasmic reticulum
Molecular function (GO): procollagen-proline 4-dioxygenase activity; protein binding
Source: RefSeq, a predicted model, not a curated record